AUGAUCAAAGCAACUAUCACCUUAUUAGCCAUAAGCACUUCUUACUUGUUACUUCUAGCUACUCCAACCAAGAAUUCUACCUAUUAUCAUUCUCUCUUUAUAUCAAAUUCUUUAUCAGAUAAUGUUUCGAUAUCCAACAACCUUGAAAUUCUCACACAUAGGCCUCACAUAGCAGGUUCUGAAGCCAACAAUGAAGCUGCAGCUUAUGUUGUCUCAGUACUUACUUCAUGUAACAUACUUUCCCGUGUAACAUCCUAUGAUGUUGCUCUUACAUAUCCUGUUUCUCGUUCAUUGGUCUUGACAAAAUCAUCUUCAGAAUCUUCUUCCGUUAGCUUUAACCUUAGUCAACAAGUUUAUGAAGGUGAUCCUUACGCUGAUGUGGCCGAUGAAGUUGCCCCGACAUUCCAUGCAUAUGCUAAGUCAGGUACGGCUGUUGGUUCUGUGGUUUACGCAAACUAUGGAAGGGUGGAGGACUAUUUGAAACUCAAAGAAAUAGGAAUCAAUGUUUCAAACACGGUUGUUUUGGCGAAGUAUGGAAAGAUCUUUAGAGGAGACAUUGUGAAGAAUGCAUAUGAUGAAGGUGCUAUAGGAGUUGUGAUAUAUUCGGAUAAAAAGGACUAUGGCGGCGGUGGUGGUGGAACAAAGUGGUUUCCUGAUGAAAAAUGGUUGCCACCAAGCGGCGUUCAGGUUGGGAGUGUUUAUGGUGGGACUGGAGAUCCUACAACACCUGGUUGGGCUAGUAGUGGCACGUGUGAGAGAAUAUCAAAAGAUGAAGUUGAGAAAAGUGGUGAUCUUCCUUUGAUACCUUCAUUGCCGGUGUCGGGUGAAGACGGAGAAAAGAUAAUUAGGUCAAUUGGUGGUCCUGUUGCUGAAGAUGAUUGGCAGGGAAGUAAAGAUGCACCUACUUAUAGGGUUGGACCGGGACCAGGGAUUCUCAAUCUCAGUUACACGGGGAAGGAUGUUAUAGCAAGAAUUGAGAAUGUGAUUGGUGUGAUUGAAGGAACAGAAGAGCCUGACAGAUUUGUGAUCUUAGGUAACCAUAGAGAUGCAUGGACUUUUGGAGCAGUUGAUCCUAAUAGUGGCACGGCAACACUACUUGAGGUAGCACAAAGAUUAGGGAAGCUUCAGGAAAGAGGGUGGAAGCCUAGAAGAACAAUCAUAUUAUGCAAUUGGGAUGCUGAGGAAUAUGGUCUAAUUGGAUCAACAGAAUGGGUAGAAGAGAAUAGAGAAAUUCUUACUUCAAGAGCAGUUGCUUACUUGAAUGUUGACUGUGCAGUAGCUGGACCAGGGUUCCAUGUCAGUGCUACUCCACAGCUUGAUGAAUUGAUCAAAAAAGCUAUUCAGAAAGUGAAAGAUCCGAAUAACUCAUCUCAGAGCAUCUAUGAUUCUUUAACUAGCUCUGGUAGCUCUCCUCUGUUUGGAAGGUUAGGAGGUGGAGGAUCAGAUUAUAAAGCUUUUCUACAGCAUGUGGGAAUUCCAGCAACUGAUAUGUCCUUUGGAGAAUGGUAUCCAGUAUACCAUUCACUAUAUGAUGAUUUCGUCUGGAUGAAAAAAUUUGGUGAUCCUAUGUUUCAAAGACAUGUUGCAGCUGCAAGUGUUUGGGGUCUAGUAGCACUUUGGCUAGCAGAUGAGGAAUUCUUACCUUUUAAUUAUUUAUCAUAUGCUAGGGAGCUUAAGCUUAACAUGGAGGAACUGGAGAAUGAGAUUUCAAAUAAGGAUAUAAAUUUGUCUCCUAUGUAUAAGUCUAUCAUGGAGCUUAAAAAAGCAGCAACCAGGAUAAAUAACCAAAUAGAGAAACUUGAAGCAAGUGAAAAUUGGAGAACAUGGAAGAUGGAGCAUUUGAAAGUGAGGGAACUAAAUGAUAGACUGAUGAUGGCUGAGCGUGCAUUUACUGACAGAGAUGGUCUCUCUGGAAUGCAAUGGCAUAAACAUUUGAUCUAUGGACCAUCUAAACAUAAUGGCUAUGGCUCUCAAACAUUCCCUGGAAUUGGUGAUGCUGUACAAAUGGCUAAAAAACUACGUACUGCAGAAUCAUGGCGUCAAGUACAACACGAAGUUUGGAGAGUUGCAAGAGUCAUCAGACAUGCUUCGUUAGUUCUUUCGGGUCAACUAACAUGA
Lathyrus sativus (Indian pea) is the source of this 2118-nucleotide messenger RNA. The record is from the annotation of a GenBank genome assembly. Lineage: Eukaryota; Viridiplantae; Streptophyta; Magnoliopsida; Fabales; Fabaceae.